Molecule: messenger RNA, 2619 nt
Organism: Diospyros lotus (date-plum)
Lineage: Eukaryota; Viridiplantae; Streptophyta; Magnoliopsida; Ericales; Ebenaceae
Product: probable serine/threonine-protein kinase WNK9
Biological process (GO): intracellular signal transduction; protein phosphorylation
Cellular component (GO): cytoplasm
Molecular function (GO): ATP binding; protein serine/threonine kinase activity
Source: RefSeq, a predicted model, not a curated record
AAACAAUCUCUCUCUCCUGUCACGUUGCAAUGUGCGUGUGAGUGGCGAUUUUGCCCUCUGGGACUUUGUCCGGACGUCCUUUUAUGAACUCGGCUCUAUCUCUCUCUCUCUCCCCCCCCCAUCAUUGAUUGAUUAUCUCUUCCAGUUGUUUCUCGCUCGCCUUCUCUCUCCCAGAAAGGUUCAGGGAAGGAAUUAACUCUGUGGGUGAUGGAAAGGGCAUAGAUCUUCUCUCGAAUGACCAGAGGAAGAAGAAGAAGAAGUUAAAAGAGACACAUUUACGUUAAAAAAAUAAAAUAAAUAAAAGAACAGUGAAUCCUAAGAUGAAUGAUCUCACCCGUCUCGAACCAGAUUGCUCGGAGUUCGUUGAGGUUGAUCCGACCGGAAGAUAUGGCAGAUACAAUGAAAUCCUCGGGAAAGGAGCCUCCAAGACAGUUUACAGGGCGUUUGAUGAGUACGAGGGGAUUGAAGUUGCUUGGAACCAGGUCAAGCUCUAUGAUUUUCUUCAGAGCCCUGAAGAUCUUGAGAGGCUCUACUGCGAGAUUCAUUUGCUCAAGACAUUGAAGCACCAGAACAUUAUGAAGUUCUACUCUUCUUGGGUCGAUACUGCCAAUAGAAACAUCAAUUUUGUGACCGAGAUGUUCACUUCUGGGACCCUAAAACAAUACAGGGAAAAGCACAAGAGAGUGAACAUAAGGGCAGUGAAGCACUGGUGCAGCCAGAUCUUGAGAGGGCUUCUCUAUCUCCAUAGCCAUGAUCCCCCAAUCAUCCACAGAGAUCUCAAGUGUGACAAUAUCUUUAUCAAUGGAAACCAAGGGGAAGUGAAGAUCGGCGAUCUCGGCCUCGCGGCGAUUCUUCGAAAAUCACACGCUGUUCACUGUGUUGGGACACCGGAAUUCAUGGCUCCGGAAGUAUAUGCUGAGGAAUACAAUGAAUUAGUGGACAUUUAUUCUUUUGGAAUGUGCAUAUUGGAAAUGGUCACCUUUGAAUAUCCCUAUAGCGAAUGCACUCACCCCGCCCAGAUCUACAAGAAAGUUAUUUCGGGGAAAAAACCUGAUGCCUUCUACAAAGUGAAGGAUCCAGAGGUCCGGCAAUUUGUUGAGAAAUGCUUGGCCACUGUGUCACUGAGGCUCUCUGCGAGGGAGCUUCUAAAUGACCCUUUUCUCCAGAUGGAAGAUUGUGAAUCCGAUCUAAGAUUGACAGAGUUUCAUGGAGAAGUAGAUUCCGUAGACCCUCUAUUGAGGCAGCCAUAUCUCCAAUUAGAUUAUGAAGGGAAGUCGUUUAGUAACAGCUCCUUCAACGGCUACUCCAAUGGACUCAAUUUUGAAGCCUCUAAUGGAUGGGAGUACCAUUGGCCUGAAAUUGAACAGAGUGGAAUCGAACUAUUUGAAUACAAUGAUGAUGAAAACGACGAGCAUUCUGCUGAUAUUGAUAUAACCAUCAAAGGGAAGAGGAGAGAAGACGGUAGCAUCUUCCUAAGACUCAGAAUUUCAGAUAAAGAAGGGCGCAUUCGUAACAUCUAUUUUCCGUUCGACGUUGAAACUGAUACAGCAUUGAGCGUUGCGACAGAAAUGAUUGCAGAGCUGGAUAUAACAGAUCAGGAUGUGACUAAUAUAUCUGACAUGAUCGAUGGGGAGAUUGCUUCAUUGGUUCCUGAAUGGCAGCCUGGGCCAGGAAUUGAAGAAAUUCCCCGCUCUGGUACUUCAUGCUUCUGCCAGAAUUGUGCCUCGAAUCACACCUCUACCGGUUCCUUCAUGAACUUCCUAUCAAAUAAUCCAGGUCACAGAAACUUCCAGAUUCUGCAAUGUUCUGGAAACGGUUGUGCAGCCACCCAUGGUCGGUUUGAAGAGAUAACAUAUCAAGUCGAUGGACCUGAACACCAUCCUCCAGAAAGCGUGAACAAUCUAAAUUUAUCGAGCCAAACUAAUGGUUUGCAUUAUACAGGCAUUUGGGAUCACGAUGAAAAGCCUGAGUGCAGCUCACUGGACUCUCGAGAGUGCCUCUGUGAAGAAUCCAAAAAAUUGGAUCAACCAACUUCAGCAAAAGAUAAGACAGAACGAGGAAUGGAGCACAAGGAUUCAUCCUUCGGUGGAAAUUUGAUCCAAUCGAUAUCAGAUUCCAACUAUUUAACCGCGAUCCCUUCAUUGUCUCGUGAUGUUGUCCGUGAUUACCAGGAAGAAAUUCAGCAGGAACUGAGAUGGGUCAGAGCAAAGUACCAGAUGGAACUGAGAAAACUCAGAGAUCAACAACUGGGACUUGUACCAAGGCCUCCUCCAAAGGUUAAUUCGGAUUCGGUUGUUUCCAAGAACAAAAUCUUGAUCAAUGGGGUUUCAUCAAGUUCAAUUUUGAAUCCAUUACAAGGUGAGAUUAUCUUGAAAUCUCCUACAACUUUGCGAGGCCAAGUUCAGAUAAGUUGCCCCAGUUUGGAAGAAGCGCAAAGGGUUCAAAAAUGGGAGGAAACAGUUAGUACUAGCAACAAGAACUCACUUUGCUCGGGUUCACUGCUUUCACACACUCUUCACAGAACAACAUCCCUACCAGUUGAUUCUGUUGAUAUAUAAGAACAUUGCAAGACUCGAUUCAAUUCCCCUCCCCUUCUUUCUAAGUUUUGGGCUCUGGUUA